Molecule: messenger RNA, 126 nt
Organism: Cetraspora pellucida
Lineage: Eukaryota; Fungi; Glomeromycota; Glomeromycetes; Diversisporales; Gigasporaceae
Source: the annotation of a GenBank genome assembly
CUUGAAAAGUAUAUUAAUUAUUUGAAGAAAAAACUUGUAUCAGAAAUAAUAAGUUAUCAAGAAAUUUUAAACCAAGCCAUAUAUCAGAAAUCUGAACAGUCCAAAGAUGAUAAGAAAGAUGAUAAU